UGCUUCCUUGGGCAGUGUGUCUGCAGCUCUGCCUCUUGGUGGAGGAAGUAGAAGCAGAAAAAGGGGCAGAACAAAUGUAAACCUCCGCCUCGGACACCUUCUCCUCCACCUCUUUCCCUCUCCAGUUCUUGCAGGUUCUCUGUGCUGGCGGCGGUCCGUGAUACGUUAAGCACGGUUCCGCAUGUCGCGUAUGCAAAUGCCGGUUUCUGCCUGCCUGCUGUGUUCUCCUCCCGAAAACACCACCGAAAUACCAGGUAACCCUGGGGCGCAGGAGGCAGCCACCUCAUCCAGCAUGGAGGCUGCAGAUGGUCUUGCCUCCAAGCUAAAUGUUGCCGUGAUAAACUCCGAAAGAGAAAAGGUGCUGGAGCUGCUGGAGGAAGGGGCAGACGUGAACUCCAAAGUGGAGUUUGGCUGGACACCGCUGCAGACUGCUGUACAGGCUGGGGACAAGGACAUGGUCCAGCUCCUGCUGGACAGAGGCGCGUGUCCACACGCCAGGAAGGACAACGGUGCCACUGCCUUUAUUGUGGCAGCGAUUGUGGGAAACGUGGAAAUCCUGGAGCUCCUUUUUGGUUAUGGGGUUGAUAUCAAUGAUCAUGACGACAACGGCUUCACAGCUCUCAUGGAGGCUGCUUUGUAUGGGAAGGAGGAAGCCCUGAGAUACCUGCAUAGCAAAGGGGCAGAUGUGAACAUGAGGAGGGUAACCAGCGAGGAGAAGGAGAAACUGAACAAAGGGGGCAGGACUGCACUGAUGGAUGCCUGUAGGAAUGGCCACUUCUCAAUUGUAAAAACUCUUGUCAAAGAUAUGGGGGCUGAUCUGAACAUUUGUGACAAUAAAGACAGAAAUGCCUUGAUCCAUGCCCUCAAGGUCCAUGAGAGGAAAGUAUCUGAGGCUGUCUCUAUAGUCCAUUUCCUGCUGGACUGUGGUGUUAAUGUCAGAUGCAGAGAUGAAAUUGGGAAAACUGCCCUCAUCCUAGCUGUUGAAAUGCAGAACAAGUGUUUGGUGAAAGCUUUCUUGGACAAGGAUGAAAUAAAUAUCGAUGAUGCAGAUGAGGACGGCAACACAGCACUGAUGGUGGCUGUGGAGAAUAAUGAUUGUGAUAUUGCAGAGAUGUUGUGUGAAAAAGAGGCAAGGACUGACAUUGGGAAUCUUAUUGCUAUUGCAAAUAGAAAAUAUUCUAAUACAAUGCAACGUCUUCUUCGCAAGUACAAUGCCAAGCAUGUCCCAGCAAGAUAUGAAAACUGGGAGCCAAAGAGCAAAUGCUGGAGGAGCCAGCUGCAACGCCUUCAUAAAAUCUAUCGGCCCAUGAUUGGCAAACUAAAGGUAUUUCAGUACAUCCGUCAGAGAAUCCAGAGCACCUCCCGGGGUGGCAUCUACCUGGGGCUCCACGGUGGGACAGAAGUGGCAGUAAGAAUAUUCCUCAGCGCACAGGGUAGCGAAGAGAAGGAAUUCCUCGACCGGUGUGGUGACUGCGAGCAUCUACUGAAGCUCUUCCAGUUUGAGAAGGAAAGAGGCUACAUGUACUUGUGCUUCCCUCUCUGGGAGAAAAACCUUGAAGAACACCUGCAGGACCCAGAAGAUGAAAAGGAUUACAAGGGCAUCCUGAAGAUGAUCUUCCAGGCAGUGAGAGAGCUGCACUCCCUUGGAUUUGCUCACCAAGCUCUGCGUCCCAGCAACUUCUUGAUAGAUUUAGCUGGAAAAAUUUACUUGGCGGAUUUUGAUAACAGCAGAGUGUUGAUUGAAGGCAACAAGGAACUUAUAAGCUCAGACUUACAGGACCUCAGCAGGCUCGUGCUAUAUGUCUUAGCAGGGGGUAGGAAACCCCUUCGUGAAGUCAGUAUUGAGGAUUUGGAUGCAAAUUCCCCAGAUUACGAGGAGGCUCUGGACCUUAUAGAGUGCCUGGCCUCUCACGAUGACCAGGGAUGGUGGGGUCUGAGCAAACACCCCUAUUUCUGGAGCAAACAGACCAGGUUCAACCUCCUGAAGAGUACCUGGAAUAAAAUCAAGGAUCUCCAAUGGGAUGAAGAUCUUUUUGAAACUAUUAAUGCUAGCAGUCCUUACCCGUGCUGGACUGAGAUGAUUCAUCCAAAGGUUCUGCGUAUCAUGGAAAAAUCCAGUUAUGGAAAAAAAUUCUAUUAUAAAAGCAAUGUCACAGACCUUCUGAGGUUCAUCAGAAACCUGGAUGAACACCCCAAUGAAAGGAUCAGUGAAAUAACAGGGGACUAUGCUAAGUAUUUCCUGACGAAAUUUCCAGCACUGACCAUUUAUGUCUACAACCGUUUGCGCCAGCAUCCCGAAUACAGCCACUUUGUAGACAUUCAGGAUCCUCCUCUGUAGGAGGCUGUUGCCUCACGUCCCAUGGCUGAUCCCCACUUGCUCUGCCUCCUUUUGUUCCCUAUUUCUUCAGCUGAAAAAAAGAGUUGAAGAAAUUGGGUAAAGAGACAGGAGAGAGCACAUGCAGGUACAGAGCAUGGAGAAAUGAAAGGUGCUUCAGAAGUUAUUGGUGUAAGGACAAGGGCUUGGGCAAGGAGCCAGGCUGAGUGCCAGCCCAGGUCCCCCGUGACUCCCUGUCCCCAUCUCCCUGAUUCUUACAGAGAGCAAGGAGAUGUGGGACAGGCCCCAUAUUCCCAAUCCAUGCAAGAGGCAGAAGAGCUCAGGUAUUGCCAACCAGGGACUCUGAAGGAGUUUCCCUAGCAGGGAGCUCUACAGAUAGCACUUAUGAGCCACACGGGUACCACUAUCGAGACUUGAAUUCCCUCCUUCCACUCCUUGAACGCAGCAGCCAGAAGCAGAGAUGCUGUUGGUGCCCGGCCCUGCCGUUCAUACACAGCAGCCCAGAGCUCUGCUACUGGGGCUGAGCAGCACAAACCCAUUUCUGGAGCCCGGUGGCAUCCUGCUGGCCCAAGGACUUGUUUGUUUCUCUGCCAGCAGUUCCCGCGGGGCUGCACAAUGAUCAUAUAUUGCUUAUGGAAAUGUUUUCCAGCUGUUGAAAUGAUUUUUUUUUAACUGAUUAUUGUUCUUUGUGUUAGCCUAUGAAGAACCAAACGGAGAAUAAAUUUGGAAAAAUGUUUUCUACAUA
Messenger RNA from Anas platyrhynchos (mallard), 3080 nucleotides. The record is from RefSeq and is a predicted model, not a curated record. NCBI's taxonomy places the organism in Eukaryota, Metazoa, Chordata, Aves, Anseriformes, Anatidae.